CCCCCUCCCCCCUCCAUGGUUGGUUGAUCUAUUGCAAUGGUCGCCAUACCCACCCUCUCUCUCCUAUUGGCCCUGGCGGAGUGGGCAGGACCGGUCACGCCCUCCCCACACCUCUUGCUCCGCCCCCGGGAGCGGGAGAGAGACCCGGGGACUAUAAUGAACUUCAACAUCGCUGUGAUCCACGCGGGGGCCAGCGUGCAGGUAGAGGCGGCGGCCGGGCCCGGGGGAAGGGUGCUCUACCCUGGGUUUGGCCGGGCACACAGCUCCCUGGGGGAGAGCGUGAUCACCCAGUGGGGCUCUGCUAACGUCAUCUGGCUCCAGGUGAAUGACAGUAGUCCUAAGACUCUGCUGUCCCAGCUGUGUGACCUGCUGGCAGCGAGGCCCCUACAGGGCCUGGUCUACGAGGAGGAGAGGCCACCACCCACCGCCUGGGGACCCCUGGCCCCCAUGUUAGAGUUUGUCUCUGCCCAGACUGGACUACCCAUAGUGGCUGUAGGAGGAGGAGCAGGGCUGGGGAGGAUGCAACAGGAGUCAGGCUCCAUCUUCCUCCAGUUCAGCUCAGCCACCAGCCUCCAGCUGGAGGUCAUCUUCAAAAUACUAGAGGAGUACGACUGGACCACCUUCUCAGUGGUGUCCACCCGUCACCAUGGCUACCAGGACUUCCUGUCGGUGGUGGACGGCCUGACGGACGGCUCGUUCAUCGGCUGGGAGAAGAAGAGCGUGGUCAUGCUGAACGUGACGGACGACCCGGGAGGGGCGCGCACACGCAGGCUGCUCAAGGAGAACGAGGCGCAGGUACGUCUGCUCUACUGUUCCCAGGAGGAGGCUGAGCUGGUGUUUAAAGCAGCCUGGGCCGCAGGUCAGGCUGGACCCUCUCACAUGUGGUUCGCUGUGGGGCCAGCCCUGUCCGGCCUUGGCAUGGAGGGUCUCCCCAGGGCCCUGUUCGCCGUGCGUCCGCAGGGCUGGAAGGACAAGCCCCGCAUGAGGAUCGCCCGGGGCGUGUCCAUACUGACCCAUGGGGCGGUGGCACUGCGUCGCGACUAUGGGGCCUCUGGGGGACCAAACUUUGUCACCAACUGCAUGACGGAAGCCAAUCAAACACACAGGGUGCGGGGGAGGAUGAGGUAUUUCAACAACAUCACGUUGGGUGGCAGAGACUACUCUUUCGACAGUGACGGUUACCUGGCCAACCCUGUCCUAGAAGUCAUCUCCUAUACACCUGGCAAAGGCUGGGAGGAUGUAGGCAUGUGGGAGAACGGUAAAUUGGAUUUGGUUUAUCCAGCGUGGUCGCGUUACGGUCCGUUCCUCCAACCGCCUGAUGGCGCCCAGCACCUGCGCGUGGUCACUCUGGAGGAACGUCCGUUUGUCAUCGUGGAGCUGGCUGACGCCGCCUCCAACACCUGCAUCAGAGACUCUGUACCCUGCCGACGACCCCUCAACGCCAGUAUUCCUGUCCAGGAUCCCCCAAAGAAACAGUGCUGUAAGGGCUUCUGCAUCGACAUCCUCAAACGAUUGGCCAAGAUCGUAGGUUUCACCUAUGACCUCUACCUGGUGACCAAUGGAAAGCACGGGAAGAAGAUUGAUGGAGUGUGGAACGGCAUGAUUGGAGAGGUGGUGGGACAGCGAGCAGACAUGGCCAUCGGAUCCCUCACCAUCAACGAGGAGAGGUCAGAGGUCGUGGACUUCUCCGUCCCCUUCGUGGAGACGGGCAUCAGCGUCAUGGUCUCCCGUAGCAACGGAACCGUCUCACCCUCUGCCUUCCUGGAGCCCUACAGUCCAGCAGUGUGGGUGAUGAUGUUCGUCAUGUGCCUGACCGUGGUGGCUGUGACCGUCUUCAUAUUUGAGUUCUUCAGUCCAGUUGGAUACAACCGCAGCCUUUCCAGCGGAAAGAAGGCAGGAGGCUCUACGUUCACCAUAGGAAAGUCUGUAUGGUUGCUGUGGGCCAUUGUGUUCAAUAACUCGGUCCCGGUGGAGAACCCCAGAGGAACCACCAGUAAGAUCAUGGUGCUGAUCUGGGCUUUCUUCGCUGUCAUCUUCCUGGCUUCCUACACAGCCAACCUGGCUGCCUUCAUGAUCCAGGAGGAGUACAUAGACACUGUCUCUGGACUCUCAGACAAAAAGUUCCAGCACCCCACAGAGCAGUACCCCCCUCUGAAGUUUGGCACGGUGCCCAACGGGAGUACAGAGAAGAACAUCCGCAGUAACUACCCUGGCAUGCACCAUUACAUGGUCAAAUAUAACCAGAGAGGGGUGGAGGACGCCAUUAACAACCUCAAGACUGGGAAGUUGGAUGCCUUUAUCUACGAUGCAGCUGUGUUGAACUACAUGGCCAGGAAAGACGAGGGUUGUAAGGUGAUGACCAUAGGCUCUGGGAAGGUAUUUGCCACCACAGGCUACGGUAUCGCCCUGCACAAGAACUCCCGCUGGAAACGCCCCCUCGACCUGGCCCUGCUGCAGCUGGUGGGAGACGAUGAGAUUGAGAUGCUGGAGCGUCUGUGGCUGUCUGGUAUCUGUCACAAUGAUAAGAUUGAGGUGAUGAGCAGUAAGCUGGACAUAGACAACAUGGCGGGUGUCUUCUACAUGCUGCUGGUGGCUAUGGGGCUCAGUCUGCUGGUAUUUGCCUGGGAGCACCUGGUCUACUGGAGGCUCAGACACUGCAUGGCUACCAGCUCCGGGAGACUGGACUUCCUACUGGCCAUCAGUAGGGGCAUGUACAGUUGUUGUAGCUUUGAGGAUGAAACUAAGCCGGGUGGGGCCAAAUCCUCCAUGGCUAUGCUCCCCCACCAUCAUGGCACCAUGGCAACAGUCCCGCCCCCGCCACACUUGGUCAGUGCGUCAUCAACCAAUCCGGCCCUGACCAUGGCACAGCAGCAACAGUCACAGCCCGUCUACAAAACACAGCUACCUGGAUCCCCUCCCACCGUGGUGCAUUCUGGGACGGCGCUGGGGCCCUCCAACACUCCCAUGCUGGGGGCGCCCCUGCCCUGCUCCACAUUCCUCCCCCGGCCUGAUCGCAGACUGGCCGUGGUGGACCGCUGGAGGCUGCCCAAGGCCGGGACCGCCACCAACCCCAUGGCCGUCCGCGGGGCCGUCGCAGACAUGGGUCCCUUCCCCCAGAAAGUGGCUCCGACCUGGGGCACGACAGCUGGAGGAGUGGGGGUUGGUGGUGGUGGUGGUGGGGGGCUGGAUGGAUAUAAACGCUACUAUGGACCCAUCGACCCUGAGGGUCUGGGGCCCUGUAUGGACCAGCCGGCAGGGUCCCAGACCCCCAAAACAGCCCCCAGGAGCCACCCGCAACCCCCUCCCGCCACGGUGGCCUUCUACUCAGAGAAAGGUCCUGACCAGGGGGUGGGGAAGAGGGUGGUGGGAGGUGGUGGUGCUGGGUGUCAGGGGAAGGGAGGGGUCAAACCUUUGGGGACGCCUCGGCUGCCUCCUAAAAGCCAAGCCGUGGGCGUGACCCCAGUCCCUCUGCCCACUAACCCCCCGCUGCCACAACCCUCCCCCCCUCUCCCCUCAUCCUUUUGGAGGAAACGCCGGCCCAAGAAGCCCAAAGAGCCAGGCGGGCCUCUGUACGAGAACAUCCUACCACUGGGGCGCAGGGGAGGAGGAAGGGAUGGAGCGAGGGAUGGUGGAGGGAGGAGGGGACGCCCCCUCUCUCCUCCUCUCCCGCUUCCCGUAACCGUGCCCAUGUCCCCCACCUACACUCCCCCUUCCCCCUCCACCUCACUCCCCUACACCAGCUCAACUUCCUCCUCUUCCUCUAACACAUCGUCCACCUCUUCCUCUACCUCCUCCUCUCGCUCCUCCUCUCCUUCCUCCUCCUCCUUGACCUCUCAGAGCACGCGGGAAGGUUUGGACGCAGAGGAGGAUGAUGAGGAUGAGGAGCUGACCGAGGAGUCCAGUCUUCUCCUGGGGAGGGGGAGGGACAGACAGCGUUCAAUUAUCUCCUCUCGCUCCCUCAGUCACGGGCGCCAGCCACCACCUAUACCACCCCGAAAACCACGCCCUGCCCGAGGGGAGAGAGACAGGGAGAGAGAGAGGGAGAGAGGAGGUAGCCAGUUGGCCCAGUUACAGGAGUGGUGGGCGGGCUGGGGUGAGAGAGAGAGGGAUCGCAGUGGAGGAGGAGGAGAUGACGAGAGGAAACGAGAGAAGAAGAGGAGGAAAGAUAAAGAGAAGAAGAAAAAGAAGAAGAAGAGGAAAAAGAGGGAGGAGAGGGAACGAGAGAGAGACAAAGAGAGGAAGAGACGGAAGGUGAAAAAGAAGCGGAAGAAGAAGGCGCUGAAGACGAAGAAGAGGAAGAAAUCAACUGGGCGUUCCGAGCAAGAAGAGGGGGAUGUGGAGGCAGAUAGGGAGGGAGAGGGGGAUGGAGGGAGAGAAGGAGGGAUGCCAGACUACUCUUCCUUUCCAACCCAGUAUCGUAGUACGUUUGGGGAGAAAGGGAGAGAUUCAGCAUGGGCAGGAGAGAGGGAGCGAGGAAGGAGGGAGGGAGAAGGGGAAGAGGUGGGUGAUAGAGAGGAGGAUAGCAGCAGGAGCAGGGAGAGGCGGCCCAAAUCAUCCCGUUCCCACUCCAGACAUCGACCCCCAGUAAGCGCUACCCCAAACUCCCCGCCUCGGUCAAGUUCUGGGUGA
Salmo salar (Atlantic salmon) is the source of this 4629-nucleotide messenger RNA. RefSeq lists its product as uncharacterized. Gene Ontology annotation, molecular function: ligand-gated monoatomic ion channel activity; signaling receptor activity. Lineage: Eukaryota; Metazoa; Chordata; Actinopteri; Salmoniformes; Salmonidae. Gene Ontology annotation, biological process: monoatomic ion transport. The record is from RefSeq and is a predicted model, not a curated record. Gene Ontology annotation, cellular component: membrane.